Molecule: messenger RNA, 3582 nt
Organism: Pseudoliparis swirei
Lineage: Eukaryota; Metazoa; Chordata; Actinopteri; Perciformes; Liparidae
Gene: ptpn11b
Product: protein tyrosine phosphatase non-receptor type 11b
Exons: 16
Coding region: 85-1872 (595 amino acids)
Biological process (GO): protein dephosphorylation
Molecular function (GO): protein tyrosine phosphatase activity
Source: RefSeq, a predicted model, not a curated record
CUCCUCGCAGCGACUCGGCGGAGGCACACAAAAAACAAAAAAAGGGGAACGUUUGUGGACACUUGACAGCUUUCCGAGACUGCUAUGACAUCUCGCAGGUGGUUCCACCCCAACAUCACUGGAAUCGAGGCAGAGCAGCUCCUGUUGACCCGCGGCGUCCACGGCAGUUUCCUGGCCCGGCCAAGCAAGAGCAACCCGGGGGAUUUCACCCUCUCCGUCAGGCGCAGCGAUGAGGUGACCCACAUUAAGAUCCAGAACUCGGGCGACUACUACGACCUGUACGGAGGCGAGAAGUUCGCCACGCUGGCCGAGCUGGUGCAGUAUUACACGGAACAACAGGACCUGCUGCGCGAGAGGAACGGCCAUGUCAUCGAGCUCAAGUACCCCCUCAACUGCAAGGACCCCACCUCCGAGAGGUGGUACCACGGACACCUGGCGGGGCGAGAUGCAGAGAAACUGCUCACGGACAAAGGCAAAGCCGGUAGCUUCCUGGUGCGCGAGAGCCAGAGCAAACCGGGCGACUUCGUCCUCUCGGUUCUCACCAACGAGGAGAAACACGACAACGUGGACCGCAAGACCAAGGUCACCCACGUCAUGAUACGCUCCCAGCAGGACGGUAAAUACGACGUGGGCGGCGGUGAGCGGUUCGAGACCCUGGCCGACCUGGUGGAUCACUACAAGAAGAACCCCAUGGUGGAGAAGAGUGGCAUCGUAGUGCACCUCAAACAGCCGUUUAACGCCACGAGGAUAAACGCAGCCAACAUUGAGAACCGGGUACGAGAGCUCAACAAAGUAGCGGACAACUCGGAAAAACCCAAACAGGGAUUCUGGGAAGAAUUUGAGGUACUUCAGCAGCAGGAGUGCAAACUGCUUUAUCCCCGGAAAGAAGGCCAGAAGCCAGAAAACAAGAGUAAAAACAGAUACAAGAACAUCCUCCCCUUCGACACGACUCGGGUGGAACUCAGGGAGACGGAUCCAGAUGUCCCCGGUUCAGACUACAUCAACGCCAACUACAUCAGAAGUCUGCACGAUGAGGGGAGCCUCGUGGACGCAGGCAAGGUUUUCAUCGCCACCCAAGGGUGCCUGCAGAACACGGUCGUCGACUUCUGGAAGAUGGUGUAUCAGGAGAACACGCACGUCAUCGUCAUGACCACGAAGGAGGUCGAGCGGGGGCGGAACAAGUGUGUCCGCUACUGGCCCGACCUCCACGGCACGAAGGAGUUCGGGAAGGUGCUGGUGAGGAAUGUGGACGAGCGGCCCGCGCAAGACUACAUCCUGAGGAAGCUGGAAGUGACCCGUCUGGACCGGAAGGAGCCUCUGAGGUACAUCUGGCACUACCAGUACCUGAGCUGGCCGGACCACGGCGUGCCCAAUGAGCCCGGCGGCGUCCUCUGGUUCCUGGAGGAGGUCAACCGCACCCAGAGCACCAUUCCAGACACCGGGCCCAUCGUCGUCCACUGCAGUGCAGGCAUCGGCAGGACGGGCACCAUUAUCGUCAUCGACAUCCUAAUUGAUGUGAUCAACCGCCAAGGUCUAGAUUGCGACAUCGACGUGCCGAAGACCAUCCAGAGGGUGAGGCAGCAGCGGUCGGGCAUGGUGCAGACUGAAGCCCAGUAUAAGUUCAUCUACAUGGCGGUGCAGCAGUACAUAGACACCGCUCAGAAGAGACUGGAGGAGGAGCAGAGGAAUAAGCUGAAGGAGAGGGAAUAUUCUAAUAUCCAGUAUCCCCAGACGACCAACUCGAGGCCCAAGCCCAACGUGGCGUCGUCGCGCUCCUCUUCCGUGGUGACAAACGCUGACUCGUCGAGCGUGUACGAGAACAUCAACUUCAAGAGCCCUCAGACGUCUUUUAGCAGCAACACCAGGAGAUGAACCGCAUCUCUCUGACUGCCGCUCUUUCCAGCAGAGACGUCGUCGCCGCAUCGGCGAACAGAAGCGCCCGCGACGGGAGCGCGUCGCUCCGCCGACGCCAGCGGAGCCGACCCGGCCCGGGCCGGAGGGCGGGUGAGCCGCCCCCGUCCUGCUGGACCUCCCCGCACCGGAGAGGAUGCCUCCACAGCGUGGCGCUGCUCGCUCAGGGCCCCUGGCCCCUCUCUUUCUCCACCCCAGCCUCCCCCUCUCUUAACCAGCGCAAGUGCCUUGUCACGAGAUGUGUGUCCCCCCCCCACACACACACACCCACACACACACACCUGCUGUUACAUCUCUACUGUUACGACUUUCCGAGUUCCGGGAAUCCAAUUUUGACGCGAGACACCAAGAGGGAUAUGAAACACUGAGGCCCGGCAAGCAAGCGCCAGCUCCUUCCAAAAACAAAAUUGACACAAUUAUUUCAGGUCUCUUAUAUGUCUAUAUAUGUUCUUUUUUGAAGAUGUGACUGAUUGUGCUUCUUUUGUUGUUGUCAAAGAGUUGUGGAGUAUGUAACCUGCUGCAAAUCAGACAUUCUGUCCUCCAACAUUUCUGGUUUAAUACUUCUUGUGGUUAUUGUCGUCUGAACUCGGCCUCCAGCUGGCCCCCCCUUCGAGUGUAAACUCAUCUAUGAAAAUGUUCAGUUUUUAUCAUUUCUUUGUGGUUUAAAUUAAUAGUCUCUGUAUCAAAACUAUUAGUAUCAACUGAAGUGGAAAAGCACGAUUGUCGUCUGCUUUGCCUGUAGAUUGUAAAAGUAGUUUGUAGGUGGGGAGGAUUCCCGAACGGACGUUUGGAGUCGAGCUUCGCUCUCGCUCUUCGCUCGUCGUCCUCGUUAAUCGCCACGUCGGAUGCAGCUCAACAUCUGUCGGAGGAGAUCGUUGCAAGGAGACAAGGGAAAGGGGGGGGGGGGUUACAGUGGGGGGCCAGAUGGCCAUCCGCCUGAGAGAUUGAAGUAUAGAUUUGACUCCAAAAAGUAAUUUAGAAGACAGACAUAAUCCGACAGACGGUGGGGGGAGAGUAAGCCGACGUCACGAAGGUGGCGCCGUGGAGCACUGAGCCCCUCUGCGCCGUCUGGCAGGUUGUUUGCUAUUUUUAGCCUGCGGGGUCGCCACCCAAAUAUCCCACUGAUACAAUUGAAAUCCGAACCGAGCGCUUUUUUUAAAAAAAACGUAAUGGCGUAAUAUCCUGAAGUCCAAUGUUCAUGAUAAUGUGCAUUUCGUCUACCUUUUUUUAUUUUAUUAAAUAUAUAUAUAUUUUUAAAGCUUGAAUGAGUUGCACCUUGUGCUCGGACCAUUCCUCCUCCUCCACCAAGCAGGUCAAGGGCGCUGGAGGUGGACUCGCCUUGUUUUAUAGGCCAGCUUCUGCUAGUUUGGAGACGAGUGUAAUCGGAACGCCGCUCUCCGAUGAACAUUUCUACCCGUCGACCUUGAGGGCGCCGUUGAUGUCAAGCAAUAGCUGUCGUAUCGUCCUGUGUGAAGAGCAAGAGCCGUUGAAAAAAAACACACACAAAAAAACACUCACAAGCACAGAGUGGUAUUUAUUAAGUCUCGUCUCUGUCCAGAUGUCCGUCACAUGCCCGUCGGCAUGACGAUCUUCCCCGGUAUACAUGGUUGCCGAUGUGUGUUUUUAAUGGUUGAUUCCGUUUGUGAAUAAAAAGCUGUGUAUGAAGUGUGA